AUGAAAGCGCACGACUCAUUGUGGCCUCUGAGCGAGCAAGGCCCAUCGAGUUGUCGUCAACCAGGAGAGCGUGUUCGCCGGCAGCUACCCCAAAGCAUGACUUUAGGCAGAGCCACGGGUAUGAAGCGCAAACCCAAUGACUCUGGAACGCAAAAGAUAGCACCAGGUGCAGCACAAGAUUCCAAUGAACUGGACACGUUGGAAGCGGCCUCGCCGUUCACCAGGGCGGGACAGCCCCUGAAACCGACUGUCACUGCGGAGACCGUCGCCUCCGGUGCCACCUGCUCGCAACAGGCAAGUCCUGACCCUGAAUAUUACGGAGAAUCGUCACGAGACCGAUGGUCGCAAGCGCUGGAUGAUGCCGUGCGAUGGACCAGCAGCGAUGCAGCUUGGGGCUCAGAGGCGACGCCUGCGCUUCCAGGAGCCAGCUGCGUAUCGGAUCAAUCCGCGCAGACAAAGGAACCGCUACUGCCGUCCGAACGACAUCCGUUGUCCUCGCGAGACGUUUCACCGUCGUCGCUUCUGGAGACCACGGGUAGCGUGUCCGGUGCCGCGCCUCAGCACGAUAUGGAGCCAGUCACCGUGUACGCUCUCGCAGGUCAGCGACUCGAUGCAGGUAUGGCGGCAGGCACGUCUCUGAGCCACAGCACGGACAGCUCAGCGGGAACAAGCAGCCAAUCGUCCGGUAAUGCGGCAACAGUGGUGACUGGCGUGAAGCUCCAACUCACUUCAAAUCAAGCAUCCUGGCGAGAAUCUGCCGCGGAAUCGGCAGAGCUCAUCGUAUAUCCGAGUCAAAAUGACGAUACUCGGCAGCAUGCCUCUAGUCGCGGACGCACACUCCAAGAAGAGUCAAUGGAGAACAGGGAUUCCUGGCCAAUUCUCCAGCUGCUCUCGGAGGCUGGCUUUGGCGCUCGUCUGGAUUCGAAUACGGAAAACCCGGCAGGGCUGCGCGCUUUUCGGCAGUCACCAUUCAACUUCUACGAUAGCCCGCUUCGGCAGCACGUUUUUGUCGAGUGGAACACUGGUCAUACUGGAUUUACUCCUGAACCUUGCAACGCUUGGCAGCCAAUGGUUUCAGAUGCAGAAGCGUUUCGAGAUUCAUCACCAGCGUCUCGAGUGUUCUCCCCGGGUCUCACGGUCUGGGCCACAGACGGAUCUCCAGCCAGUGGUGCAGAGCUCUCCGGACGUGACGUUUUCGAGGCCCCAGCAGAAUCACCGCAACCUCUCACGCGUGCCUACUCUUCGACUGACGCCGAGCCUUCUGUGAAGUCUGCUGAGGCGCUUCGGGGCCCUGAUGUCAAGAAUGGCGGCGCUGGCGAAUCCAUCGGCGAAAGAGAGCUUCGGAUUGCUGCGGAAAGAGCGCAGAUACCGGUUUCACUCCGCGAGCGCACUUCGGAGAAGGCUCUGCAAGCAGCCGCAGAUGCCACGUCCGAUAUGGAAGCGCUCGUAGCGGACUUGCGGCAGCGAUUGCAGGAACUGCAUCCGAGUGACCAUUGGACAAUAUGGAGUUGUAUGCAGGCGCUUGCCGCUGGAGAGUGCAGCGCUUCGACUUGCGCGCCGUGCUCAGCUGCUUCCUCGAAGCGACGAGACGACGCGGACACAAGCACGACAGUCCGCAAUGCAGCUGAAACGCUAGCCAUUCAGUUGCUUUCACGUCGCGAUACCGUAGGGCAUCGAGACGCGAGCACGCCUCCGGUGUUUGAUCCGCAGGGCUCGACGCUUUUUUAA
Messenger RNA from Cyanidioschyzon merolae strain 10D, 1728 nucleotides. RefSeq lists its product as hypothetical. The transcript has a single exon. NCBI's taxonomy places the organism in Eukaryota, Rhodophyta, Bangiophyceae, Cyanidiales, Cyanidiaceae. Bases 1 to 1728 code for a protein of 575 amino acids. The record is from RefSeq and is a predicted model, not a curated record.